Ciona intestinalis (vase tunicate) is the source of this 1168-nucleotide messenger RNA. RefSeq lists its product as uncharacterized. The record is from RefSeq and is a predicted model, not a curated record. Gene Ontology annotation, molecular function: chitin binding. Gene Ontology annotation, cellular component: extracellular region. NCBI's taxonomy places the organism in Eukaryota, Metazoa, Chordata, Ascidiacea, Phlebobranchia, Cionidae.
AAAAAAUUAUGUUCUAAUUUCUUCACAUUUAAUACCUAACUAUUUAACAAGGUUUAAAUUUAUUUCUCAUGCAGAUAUUAGCAACCAUGAAACUUCUGCUUCUACUUUUAUUCGUCGGUGCCGCGUACGGUACAAUCGUGACUACAGUCACUGUAAACAGCUACGCAACAUAUGCUAGUUCUGGCAAUGCUGUGACCCUCCCAUGUUCGUAUACAAUGGAACCUAAUGAAGACCAACCUCCAAUUAUUUACUGGAUCAAGGGUGUAAGUGUGGACGACUCGAAUGCGGAGGUUAUAUUCAAGGGAUUCCGUUAUUGGAACGAAACUUUGGGAGAAUAUCGUCAGUUCUUUGGUGACUACUAUGGAAGAGCAUCAGUGGCCGAUUUAAAGGAACCCUCCAUUCAGUUAAAUUAUGUAACAUCUCAAGAUGAAGGACGAUACUGGUGCAUGGUUGCCGAAUGGUCCGGAAGGCAACAAGAAGGAACUGACGCCGAUGGUUUGGCACUCAUGGUUGAUGGACAGAAAGAUUACGCGACCUCUUUCAAAACGGAUGCGAGCGUGACUGUCAGCGUGGGCGAUUCCGCAACUUUAUCGUGUGCCGGUGACACAACAUUUGAUACAGUGACGUGGUACGAAGGACCUUUCCAUCUUCCAGACAGCGAAAACUUCACUUACACCGAGAUUGGAACUUACUCGAAAAUAGGAACAUUUGAUUUAAACAGUCAACAAGUAGAAAUGGAAGCCGGAUUUACUGAGAUGUUCAUCGACCUUUUCCUUUCACUUCAUAUUCCCACUACCGAUAUGGAAAACGCUGGAAGAUACUGGUGCGAGGUAUCGCUCUCUACCGCCUCUAACGUCGAAUUGGAGACAGACAGGUCUUCUGUCCUAUUGGUUGUCCAGUCUCCUCCAUUUGAUUGCGCUGGAAAAGCACCUGGUCUUUAUCCCGAUCCAGAUGAUUGCUCCAUGUACUAUGAAUGUGUUGCUGGUAACCCACUGACUUAUCACAGGUCAUGUGGUUACGAUGGCCUCGUUUUUGAUGCAGCAAACAAUUACUGCGAUUGGGCUGCUAACGUAGCGCCACCAUGCGGGACAAGCAGCAAUUAAAAGAAGAACUGCAUCACUUGACACGCCAUUACAAUGCGUAAAUAAAAAAAAAUAAAAAAUCGUGA